Prorocentrum cordatum is the source of this 1069-nucleotide messenger RNA. Lineage: Eukaryota; Dinophyceae; Prorocentrales; Prorocentraceae. The record is from the annotation of a GenBank genome assembly.
CCCUGGGACGGGCCUCCUUCCUGCAUCCUCCUCCGCGGCUGGUCUCUUUUUGUCUAAGCGUGACUCUCGCGGCCCGAGCCCGGCGCGCCCCGCCGGAAGCGCCCCCCGGGGCCUGCGUUGCCUGGCGCUGGCGAUAAAGCCAAGGGUUUGCGCGGAGUCGCUUGCUGACCUCUCCUCCUCUGCCCUCCCUCUCUUCCUCCUGCCUCCUCCCUCCCCUUUCCCGCCUUCUGCCUCGGAUCGCCGCGUCGGUAGUGCUCGCCACUUCUGACAGGCCCCUUCGCAGCACAGUUCGUGCCCGCGGACUUCUGAGUCGAGCCAUCGAUGCGUUUGACUACGUGCCUCCAGCUUUGGCCCGCGCUGCUGUGUCUGCCCCGUCUCGCGGCGUCGCUCGAGGGGACCGGGCUCCUCCGGCAGGCUGAGGCCGCCGGCCUGCGGGCGGAGAACGAGCGCCUCCGGGCCGAGAUCGCGCGGCGCCGCGCGGAGCUCGCCCUCAAGCCGAAGCAGGAUGCCGCCGGCCAGCAGAAGGCCAAGGCCACCUCGCUGCACAAACACGAGGCCGCCGGCCAGCACAAGGCCGCCAGCCGGCACAUGCCCAAGGCGAGCGCCGAGGGCAAGGAGCACCGCAAGCUCGCGCUGCACGCCAAGGGCCGCUCGGCGGCCCAGCACAAGGCGAAGGCGGGCGCGGAGGGCGAGCACAGGGCGAAGGCUGGGGCGAAGGGCGAGCACGCGCUGAGCCACGGGCACGUCCAGGCUCACAAGGGGAAGGCGGAAGCCAAGGGCCAGCACAAGUCCAAGGCCGACGCGGCAGGCCAUCGCACGGCCCCAGCCGCAGCGAAGGGCCACCACGCGGCGAAGGCGGAGGGCAAGGAGCACCACAGGGCCAAGGGCAAGGCUCAGAGGGCGUAGCUGGGAGCAAGCACUUCCAGGCUAGCAGAGUGCGCUUGUGCACGGCGGUAGGUUGCACGCGAGGCGGCCCGAGUCCUCGCACAGCUGACCAUCUCCCGCCUGCACGGCAGAGCCUGCGCGAGUCCUGCCAGGACCUCUGCGCCUCGGUCGCCGGAGCUUGCAA